Octodon degus (degu) is the source of this 2999-nucleotide messenger RNA. RefSeq names its product methyltransferase like 21C (gene Mettl21c). Lineage: Eukaryota; Metazoa; Chordata; Mammalia; Rodentia; Octodontidae. The record is from RefSeq and is a predicted model, not a curated record. Gene Ontology annotation, molecular function: protein-lysine N-methyltransferase activity. Bases 317 to 1111 code for a protein of 264 amino acids. Gene Ontology annotation, cellular component: cytoplasm; cytosol. The transcript has 5 exons. Gene Ontology annotation, biological process: peptidyl-lysine methylation.
UAACCAUAGAUGAGGAUGGCCAUUUACAUUCCGCUCAAAGGUCCAAGAAGUCCCUGUGACCACAUGGGAUUAGGACACAUUAAGCAGUGCUUGCUGCAUUCGAGACCUCCUGCUCCUGGCUCUGCCAAGCCCAACGGGAGCUCCUUGGGCAGCUGACUUGCUCAGCCAGGAGCUAAGCUGAAAAGCAGUCGUGCUUUUCAGCCCAGCACAGGCUAAGGCGCUAAGCUGCACCUCCUGGAGCCCUCCCGGAGACCAGACUUGGCUCGGACAAGCGUCUCGGGUCCUGUCCAGGUCUUUCCUCUCCACAGGCUGGAUCAUGGAUGUGUGUCUCAGCUCCGCGAAGCAGCCCCAGUGCCUGGGGCAGGCACCGAGGUCCCCAGGCGGCUGGCCAGAUGCUGAGGAGGGGGGCAGUGUCUCAGAGGAUGGCACCGGGGGACCCGCAGCAGAUUCUAACAAGACAGAGACAUCUCUUCAAAGCCUCCUGAAAUUCAUCCCUACAGAUUAUGCCAGCUACACUCUGGAGCAUUAUCAGUUUGCAGGCAAGAGCAUCGUCAUGCAAGAGUCCAUAGAGAGCUACGGAGCGGUGGUAUGGCCGGGGGCUACGGUUUUGUGUCAGUAUUUGGAGGAACAUACAGAGGAACUGAAUCUCCGGGACGCUAAAGUCCUUGAAAUCGGUGCUGGGCCAGGCCUUGUUUCCGUUGUAGCCAGUAUUUUAGGAGCUCAAGUCACAGCAACAGACCUGCCAGACGUACUAGGAAACCUUCAGUACAACCUGCUGAAAAACACGCUGAAAUGGACGGCCCAUGUGCCUGAAGUGAAAGAGCUGGUGUGGGGGGAAGACCUGGAAGAGAACUUCCCCAAGGCCACGUCGUACUACAGCUACGUCCUGGCCUCCGACGUGGUCUACCCCCACUACUUCCUGGACAAGCUGCUCGGCACCAUGGUGCACCUGUGCCGGCCUGGGACGGCGGUGCUGUGGGCGAACAAGUUCAGGUUCAGCAGUGAUUACGAAUUUUUAGACAAAUUCAAGCAAGUUUUCGAUACAACUCUCUUAGUCGAAUAUCCAGAGUCAUCAGUCAAGCUUUUUAAGGGCACACUAAAGUGGGACUAAAUGAAACCACGAUGUUUUUCUAAAUAUUAACAUGCCUGUAGGGCUGCAGCAACUGCACUGGCCACAGACUUGCUUUCGAAGGUGCAUGGAAACAGCUGUACGCCCAGCGCCCACACUAACAGCACUGCAGCAACUUCCAGAAUUAAGAUUAUCUGGCUAGCCUAAAUGUCUACUGAGAAUACGUAAGCCACAAAAAUAGCUUUGCUGACUUCCAAAAUAAGUUUUGCAGGUGAAAGGGGGUUUCCCUCUUGUUAUUUGUGCCGCGGAGCCUGGGUUUCCCCGUUACUUCUGCCGCGGAGCCUGGGUUUCACAGCUCAUGUCUUUUUGCCGUGUGCUUUCUGACACCAUUGAAGAGAGAGGGCACAGAGUGCCAGCAAACAGCUACAGGCUGAACUCUGAUUAAAAGUGAUGCGCACAGAGACCGCUGGAACGAGGAAGGAGUACGCUAGGGAUUCCAACGAACUUAGAUGCUUCCCCUCUGUAUCAAUUACCCAUGACAAUUAGAAGUUAAUCUCUGGGUCAUCUGCUUUUUUCUCAUUUUUAUAGUAAGAUUCUAGGAAGGAAUGGCUAACAGAUUUUUUUUUCUGAUAACUGAAUAUACAUUGAAAAGAAUCAGUUAUAAUAAAAUUAAGCUCCUUUGAGAUUGGGAAAAUAUUCCACCCACUAUCGUUUAUUACUAUUACACUGGAGAUUUCAGAUAAUGUGGCUUUAAAAAACCCCAAAAUGUGCAAAUUUGAAAUGAAACACUAUACAGGGAUGACAGGACUACGUCAGGCCAGGGUCAGCAAAUGUUUUCUGGAAGGGUCAGCUCAUAAACAUUUUAGGCCUGCCAGCUACAUGCUGUUUCUACAGAAUAUUCCUUGUUACCUGGCUUUUACAGUCACUUAUAAAAAGGUAAGAACCAUUCCUGGCCAGCAAAGAUAGGUUGUGGGUUGAAUGAAGCCCACAGUCAUAGUUUGCUGGUCCUGCCACUCUAUGCAGUCUACAAGCGAAGGCUACCAAGUGUCAAUAUGCAAAGCUCAAUUUUGCUUAUAUGUUUUAAAUACAAGUAGUUAGAAAAUAAAAUUUAAAUAAAGAGAUCAUUUAUGCUAGCAAUACUACAUGCAAAAACAUCUUAAAAACUGUAUAACAUUAUUGAGCAAAAUUAAAGAUAGCCCAACAGCAAGAAACCCAUGCAGGAACACUGGGAUUCAUUGAAAGGUGUCACUGGCCUCCACCCUGAUCCACACAGGCGAUGUGAAGUUGUCACCCAAAUGCCAGCAUGCAUCCCAUGUCUAGAAUUGGCCCAGCUGACUCUAAACGUGAAGGCCCAGAGGAGGCAGGACAUCCCCGAAAGAGAGGCAGGAGGUUGGCUCCUACUUAGGUGAGACACACUUUAGUAAGACUUUUCUUGUGUGUGUGUGCCAGGGAUUGAACUCGGGACCCUGCCCUUGCCGGGCCCGGGGCUUACGCUACUGAGCUAGCUCCCUGGAGUGUCAAGGUGCAAUUUAAAGAUGGGAUAAACUGAGAUUCAACAGUACUUCAGGUAACAAAUGCUUUUGUUUAGCAAGAUUUUGUUUUCAUUUACAUGCUCUGUUGGGUGACAAACAUGAAUGUGGCCAUCUUUUCCAGAAUUGUGGAACAAAUUAAGUUGGUGAACCAAGGCACCACUGCAGCACUAGUAUUGAUCGCUAAUAUUAAUAUGUAGUGCUAUUUUCAGAAUGAACUUUUAUGCUCCCUAUAAAAAUUAAAUUUCUGCAAAUUUAAGGGACAAAUGGAUAUUCUAGUCAUAAUUUCAGAGAUUUAAUGGGCUCCAUUUUCUUAAUUGCAGUUGCCUAUUAAGAACAGGACUCUCAGACCAGGACACAGCACCUGUCUGGCAAGCAUGAGGUCCUGAGUUUAAUUCCAG